Molecule: messenger RNA, 2683 nt
Organism: Loxodonta africana (African savanna elephant)
Lineage: Eukaryota; Metazoa; Chordata; Mammalia; Proboscidea; Elephantidae
Product: olfactory receptor 10AG1-like
Exons: 1
Coding region: 1417-2436 (339 amino acids)
Biological process (GO): G protein-coupled receptor signaling pathway; detection of chemical stimulus involved in sensory perception of smell
Cellular component (GO): plasma membrane
Molecular function (GO): G protein-coupled receptor activity; olfactory receptor activity
Source: RefSeq, a predicted model, not a curated record
UCUAUGGCUGCUUACCAAAAGGCUGGCAGUUCAAAUCUCCCAGGCACUCCUUGGAAACCCUAUGGAGCAGUUCUACUCUGUAAUGUAGGGUUGAUAUGUGUUGGAAUCCACUCAAUGGCAUUGGUUUGGAGUGUUGCAUCAGAGCUUCCAUCAUGAAGCUGCCUCUAGGGCUCCACUCCCACCCUGCAAGCCCUCAACGAGGUGGGUUGGAACAGUGGCUGCAACAAUGGGCUCAAGCAUAACAAAGAUUGUGAGGAUGGUGCAGGACCAGGCAGGGUUUUGUUCUGUGGUACAUUGGGUUGCUAUGAGCCGGAACCAACUCGACAGCACCUAACAACGGCAACAAAACUGCUAAUAAAGUAACAUGAGAGAAUGCUUGUCUGAUUACGUUCACGUUGAAAGUUAAUUCAAAAUCAUCAGCUGAUUGGACUACGUGGUGGAGUAGGGGGUAGUAGAUUUGAGGAGAGAAGGAAAUGCAUGAAUAAUUGUUUGAAAUGCUGGAAACUAAAUAUUAAACAAGCAUGAUGUGAAUUUGUCAAGUAAUGUCCUGUCGGUGACUGAUACCUGUCUGAGGGCAAUAACAGAAAGUGAAGCAAGGCAGUUGUGUUUUUCUCAGGUCUCAUUCACAUGCUCAGUGCUUAUGCAGGGCCAGAGUAAGUAAUAACUGGGUGUAAUCAGAGUUAAGCUUUUAUAAAUGAAAAUUAUGAUGAAGGAGUGAAGGAGAGGGGGAUUUAGAUUUGGUUGCAAGAAAAUUAUACGACAUUGUAAAGUAGAAUCUUAGGUGGGUAAGGAGUGAAAAAAAUAUUGUGAAGAGUGAGUCAUAUUUAUUGAUUAAAUUAAAGGUUAACAUUUAUCAUAAACUGAAUAGGUGUGUUAAAUGAUAAUGUUACUGAACAGCAUCCUGAGCUUCAUGUUUUUUUAUAUUUUGUAUUAGCGACGGAAGGGAUACAAAAAUAGAAAACUAAUAAUGCUCACAUUUAUUCCCUCAGUAACAAAGGAGUGGUUUAAGAAAACCAAGUCGUAUAAUAUACAGGAGAAGUCUUAAUCUUUGAAUGAAAAAUGAAGUGAAAAAAAAAAAUUACGAAAAUGUUUUGACUUGAGAAAAGUUGAUUAGGGAUGUUUACAGAGAAAAAACCCAAGAACUGAGACUAAACAAGAGACAAAGACACCCUCUCACUGAGGUAAAAUAAUCAAAGCUCUUUCCUGAAAAAUAAGCUCUAACUAACAGUGUAUACUUCUCAAUUUCUCUAGUAUCAUUAAAAUAAAAGUUUAAUAAAAUAUACCAGGAUUUUAUUUGUUAAAUUGGUUUUAAUAGCAUCUCAGUUCAUUGCUGAGGUUUCAGGUGACGUUCUCUAGAAAUGGAGCAUGGUGAUGGGGGAAUUAAUUCAUUAAUUAUGUAGGUUUAUACAAGUACCAAUGCAAUUAACAGAAGUUAAUAUGCUUUUCAAAAUAGUUAAUAAAUUAACCAUCUUAAAUUUAUCAUAUAUACAGAUGGAAAGCAAAUUAAAAGCAGAAGAAUCAAAUAACGCUACAAUUAUGGAAUUUGUUCUCACUGGGUUUUCUGAUGUACCCAAUCUGCAGUGGAUACUCUUUGGGAUAUUUUUCAUCAUGUACCUAAUUAUUUUGUUGGGCAAUAGCAUCAUAAUACUGAUAACAAGACUUGACCUUACUCUUCAGAACCCCAUGUAUUUUUUUCUUGGCAAUUUUUCCUUUUUGGAAAUAUGUUUUGUAACAGUCAGUGUUCCAAGAAUGCUCAGGGACAUUUGGACCCAGAAAGGAAAUAUUUCCUUUUUGGCUUGUGCUACACAAAUGUGUUUUGUGCUUAUGUUUGGAGGCAUAGAGUGUUUGGAACUGACGGUGAUGGCCUAUGACCGCUAUGUGGCCAUUUGUAACCCUCUGAAAUAUCCUAUAGUCCUGAGCCACAAAGUUUAUACCCAGUUAGUGGCUGGCUCUUGGGUCAGUGGAAUUCCAGUUGAAAUUGGGCAAACAUGCUGGAUUUUCUCUCGCUCAUUUUGUGGGUCUAACAGAAUUAAUCAUUUCUACUGUGACAUCCCCCAAAUACUCAAGCUUGCUUGUGGGGACACAUUCAUGGACCAGAUGGUGGUCUAUAUAUUGGCUGUGAUAUUUUUAAUGGUCCCAUUUCUGCUGACUGUUGCUUCCUAUGGCAAAAUUAUCUCCAGGACUCCGAAACUGUCCUCAGCCAAAGGGAGGGCCAAAGCCUUCUCCACCUGUUCUUCUCACCUGACAGUUAUAACCUUAUUCUAUGGAACAGCAGCUAUCAAUUAUUUACAGCCCAAAUCAAAUCAAUCUGAAGGACUGGGGAAACUGCUCUCUGUUUUCUAUACCAUUUUGACACCGGUGAUGAAUCCCAUUAUAUAUAGUUUGAGGAACAAGAGUGUUAUGGUGGCAUUGAAGAGAUUACUACCUAAUUAUUAACAUGAGGGAAUUACAGAAAUUAUAGAAACCAUGUGCUUAUGUUUUUGUCAUGUAGAUACAAUUGGAAAAUCUUCUAAUUUUGUUUCUACACUCUGAAAUAGAGAUAAUUAACAAUGUGCUAACAAUCUCACAUUGUCAAGGUACCUCUGUUUCAUAGAAUUAACUACUUCUGUGUAAUCGAACCACAAAUUAACUGAAGUUCAAAAAUAUAAUCUUUAAGAUCAAUCUUUCCUCUGACUGUGAACAA